CGGAAGCGCAACCGAACCCUACACCGUCCGUCCGACAGAGGAGGCUGGUGUGGCAGCAAAACAGGGUGCGGGGAGCAGGCGGCGGCGACGAGGUUUUGCUGCUCCCACAGCGCACGCAGCGCCGACGCGACCGCAGCUCGUCGCCGCCGCCGGAUCGAGAAGGAGGGGGAGGCGGCAGCGCCUGUGGCGGCGGCAGCGGGAGCGCCAUGAGGGGCGGCGGCGGCGGGAGGCAGCCCUACGCGGCGGCGGACGCGGCGGUGAUCCCGGUGGCCUCGAGGAAGAUGGUGCAGAGCCUCAAGGGGAUCCUGGCCGACCGCUCGGAAGGCGAGAUCUACGCCACGCUCUGCGACUGCGGCAUGGACCCCGACGUCGCCGUCGAGAGGCUCAUCUCCCAAGAUACUUUUCAUGAAGUGAGAAGAAAGCGGGACAAGAAAAAGGAGACCAAAGCUCCUCAGGAAACAAGACCUCGACCAUUCCAUAAGUCUAUAUACCGAGGGUAUAAGGCUAGUUCUGAUCGAAGUGGGCGUUUUCAAGCUGGAUUAGGAGACUCGACGGGUGGUGUUAAAGGCCCUAUCAAGAGAGAAACAGAGUUACAUGCUCCACCAAACUCAUCAGUCUUGGAUGUCAAGACAAGCAGUCCUACAGAAACAAUUUCUGCUACUACCAAUGUUUCCCAAGCUGAUGCAAGGUACACCACUUCCCAGCCUCCAUCUCAAGCGCAGCAUGGUUGGGGUAUUCCAGGUCGCCCUUCCAUGGCUGAAAUAGUAAAGAUGGGCAGGCCUCAAUCUAGAGUUGUGAGCAGAUCGAUUGCUAGUAGCACUGCCAUGCCAGCUGUUGGUGAUUCAGUCAUUUCCAACACACCAAGUCACACACCCAAGGAAUACAAUAACACUGUUUUCGCAUCAGAAGUUGGCCAUGGCACAUCAUAUAAGUUACCAAAUGGUGCUAUUGAGGUGUACUCUGUAUCUAAGGAUGCUUCCUCAUUUGAUAUAUCACCUCCAGCAGACGGAGUGGACGUGGCAGCUCCUUCCAUGAAUGCAAACGCACAAGGUUCAGCAACUGCAGAUGUCAACAAAGACGGCAUUGAAAAAGAGACAAAUUUAGAGGAGGAUAAUGCAGAAAGUUUGACAAUUUCUGGACAAUUUUCUGCUUCUGGUAAAGAUGUGCAAUCAGAACAUGUUGGCAUUGCCACUCAUCUGGACAAUGGCUUGAUAGAGGAAACAGAUGAAUUUCAGUCCAACGGCCUUUCACUUGAGCAUAACCAAAAUUCAAAUGGAGAUAUGUCUACUGCAACGAAACAAUUUGACCGUUUGACUCUUCAUGAGGGACCAAAAUCGUCUGAUGAUAAUCCGGCUGUAAUAAUCCCUGAUCAUCUUCAGGUUUCAAAUGCUGAUUGCGCACACUUGACGUUUGGUAGUUUCGUGUCCGGAACACUUGAUUCAUCUUUGUCUGUAAAACCUCUCAAUAGUCAUGGGGAGGUUGCGACAGUACCCGAUAACCAUUCAAUUGAACAGUCAGAUGUUAGAAUCCACGAGGAUGAAAGCAAGGUGACAGUAACACCUGCAGCUAAUGAGUAUGUGACUUCGGCAACAAACAGCAAUGUGGAGGAUCUUGAUGUUACAUCAGCACAACAGUCUAAAGUGACAAGAGCCAAUUUCAUGGAUGUCACAAACAACACCGAACACAAUCUAUCAUCGACCCCUGAUUACGCAACUUCAACUGCAGUGCGACAAGAUUCUGGUUCACACGCUUAUCUGCAGGAAAAUCGACAAUUGCAAAACAUUUCUCCUCUCUCAAGCUUUAUGCAAAUACAAAAUGGUCUACUGCCACCAACAAUCCCACCUUUGCGCGAGUUCGAUCCAGCAUUCUCACUGUUGCUCACUAACCCACCUACAAUGAUUCAUGGUACAACAUCAUCAUCCAUGAGCAACACAACUGUUUCUGCGCAGCCGCAAGAGAAUGUCAAUCCAGGUGGUUUACCCAACCCUCAAUAUACUCAAUCUCAGCCAAGCACCAGCAUUGCUUCAGGGCCUCCUCUCCCUCAGCAUCUUGCCCUUCAUCCUUAUGCUCAAGCAGCAACUCUUCCUCUUGGGUACGCAAGCAUGAUUGGCUAUCCAUCUCUGCCGCCAAGUUAUGCUUAUAUCCCGCCUGCUGCUUUUCAGCAACCAUACAUGAACAGUGGUCUAUUCCACCAAGCAGCAGCUGCAGUUCCCAACUCUAGCAUGAAAUACCCUCUACCACAGUACAAAAGCAACAUUGCCCUUACUAGCUUACCACAACCAGCCUCUAUGCUCUCAAGCUAUGUUGGAGGCUUCGGAACUGCAAACAACAUGCAUGGUAAUUUCCCUCUGAACCAAAGCACAGCAUCAGCAGCCGCUACUCUUGGGUUCGAUGGAACGGUCCCCUCACAAUACAAAGAUGGAAAUCAGUACAUUUCUCUUCAGCAGAGUGAGAACCCUGCAAUGUGGAUGCAUGGAGCUGGUUCACGAGCAAUGCCCCCACUUGCAGCCAAUACAUUUUAUGGCUAUCAAGGGCUGAGUCAUCAGGCUGGCCUUCGGCAGGGCCAGCUACCUUCACAGUUUGGCGCCGCGCUUGGGCAGUCACAGCCAGGCUUGGGCCCUGAACACCGAAACCCUAGUGAUAGCAACUUAAGUGCUGCUGCUCAGGCUAACCCAAUGUGGCCAAAUAGCUACUGAUCCAUCCCUUCUCGACUAUCCUGAAGGUGGCGGUCCUUUUGUGGUGUGUGCGGCACCAGAGAUGUCGUGCACCGGAAUAGCAACCGUGUACAUGAGUUGCUGUCGUGACAUUUUGAGAGGCCCGGGAGAUACACGUCGAGCAAAUUUCUACUUGUGUUUCUAGGAUGGCCUAAAUUUGUAGCUCGAUCUGUUUAUUCGUAAUGUGAUAGAAAAGGACCGUUCUUUCUGUUUAUUCUUGUUUUUGUCGUUUACAUAUCUUGUGGCAAUAAACCCGAAAUAUCUAACAAAGCAGCACCAUUAUUUUCGAGGAAGCAAAAUAUGAGCUAGCUUUGCAUCA
Messenger RNA from Phragmites australis (common reed), 3033 nucleotides. RefSeq lists its product as uncharacterized. Gene Ontology annotation, molecular function: protein binding. The record is from RefSeq and is a predicted model, not a curated record. The transcript is spliced from 10 exons. Bases 207 to 2696 code for a protein of 829 amino acids. NCBI's taxonomy places the organism in Eukaryota, Viridiplantae, Streptophyta, Magnoliopsida, Poales, Poaceae.